Messenger RNA from Myxocyprinus asiaticus (Chinese sucker), 2325 nucleotides. It is a transcript of the gene sh3glb1a, whose product is annotated as SH3-domain GRB2-like endophilin B1a. Gene Ontology annotation, biological process: membrane organization. The record is from RefSeq and is a predicted model, not a curated record. Bases 87 to 1283 code for a protein of 398 amino acids. Gene Ontology annotation, cellular component: membrane; cytoplasm. Gene Ontology annotation, molecular function: protein binding. The transcript has 11 exons. NCBI's taxonomy places the organism in Eukaryota, Metazoa, Chordata, Actinopteri, Cypriniformes, Catostomidae.
AUAAAAUUGAUGCCAUCACAUCUACAUUAUCCCCUCCGUGAAGUCUCACUUUUAAUAAUAAGUAGUUUUAUAUUGGAAAGUAAAAGAUGGAUUUUAAUGUGAAGAGAUUUGCAGCGGACGCUGGUACUUUAUUCAGCCGGGCGGUGCAAUUCACAGAAGAAAAACUUGGCCAGGCUGAGAAGACGGAGUUGGAUGCACAUUUGGAAAAUCUCCUCACCAGAGCUGAAUGCACCAAACACUGGACAGAGAAGAUAUUGAAGCAAACAGAAGUACUACUGCAACCAAAUCCAAAUGUCAGAAUAGAAGAGUUCUUUUAUGAAAAACUGGACAAGAAGGUCCCAACACGUAUGAACAACCAUGAACUUCUGGGUCAGUCCAUGAUCGACUCCGGGACUGAAUUCGGGCCUGGAACAGCCUACGGAAACGCUCUGAUAAAGUGCGGUGAGACAGAGAAUCAGAUCGGAGGAGCGGAGAGGGAGUUAAUUCAAAGCGCGGCCAUCAAUUUUCUCACGCCUUUCCGCAACUUUCUAGAAGGAGACUUCAAGACUAUAUUGAAAGAGCGCAAACUGCUUCAGAACAAACGACUGGACCUCGAUGCUGCAAAGACCAAAUUAAAGAAAGCCAAAAUGGCUGAUGCCAGAGCUCUGCCGCUCAGAAACACCCCUCCACCGGGGGACGCUGGCUAUGUUGCCAAUUUCUCCUACAUGGUGAACUUUCUUCAUGUGAAGUGGUUGAAGAUGUGGACAGAGGAAGUGACAAAGGCAGAGCAGGAUCUGAAGAUGACACAGAGUGAGUUUGACAGACAGGCAGAGAUCACCAGGCUUCUCCUAGAGGGGAUCAGCAGUACACAUGCCCAUCAUCUUCGCUGUCUAAAUGACUUUGUGGAGGCUCAGAUGACAUAUUAUGCCCAGUGUUACCAGUACAUGGUAGAUCUCCAAAAGCAGUUGGGAAACUUCCCGUCAGCUUUCUCUUCCAACAACAACCAGUCGGCACUCAGUGGAGGGGCCAGUGUCUCAGUGCCUAUCCUGCCACUAUCAGCCCCUCUUUCUACUGCCACAGGUAACACUUCGUCAGGUUUUACUGAGCUGCAGAAAUUCAGUGGGAGCCGUAAAGCAAGGGUGCUCUAUGAUUAUGACGCCGCGGGCAGCAACGAACUCUCCUUAUUAGCAGAUGAGGUGAUAAUGGUGAGUAGCGUGCCAGGCAUGGACUCUGAUUGGCUGAUGGGUGAGCGUGGGAACCAAAAGGGAAAAGUGCCCAUAACCUACCUGGAGCUACUAAAUUGAGAAAAACAAUGAGUGUCAUUGGAACCAAAACACAGAAAAGUGUAAUACAGCAGUGCUGUGUACAUAUACAAGACAUGCCCUAUAAAUGCAACUAUGAUGUCUUGUGCUGCUCACAUGCAACAGUAUUUUACUGAACAUCGCGCCUUGCAUUCCCAGUAUGGGAAAAGGUUCUAACUGCAGAACUGUUUACAAAUGAAUUAAUGCAGAAUAUUUUUAAAUGAACUUGAUGUGAUGUUAAAACUGCCAACUUGCCUUGUUAUAUACAAAAACUGCAAAAGUGACUUAUUUUUAAGGAUUUACAACAAGAGUGUUUACAAAAACAAAGUAUUAAGGCAGAUCAUCAAAUUAUAGCACAUUUUAUGCAUUUUAAAGUGGCUUUGUUUAUGCACACAAACUUUAUUUCAGGUUCUGGAACAUUUCAAAGGAAUUAUUUUAGAUAACACAGACUGAGGUGGAAACUGAAUAUGCCAUAAUUUAUUUUCAAGGUUAUAAUCCCAAUUUAGCUGAUAUGUGCCUCAAUUAUUAUCUUCUGCCGUUUACAUUUAUUUUUAUUGCAUUAAAAGUUUGAGCACACAAAACAAUGCUUUUUUGCACGCAACCAGCCUUUCCUGUUACACAUUAUGAAACUGUCCCUUUUGUAUUUACAAAGACAUACAGAGCAGCUUUACUUUAAGAAGCACAUUCACACAGUAUGUACUGAAAGUAUUAUUUUCUACAUAAUUAUGGAGCUACUUAAUUUUCUGAUAUGAUAAAAAAUGUUUACCGAAAACUACCUUUUUGAACCUUUGUGCCUUACAAUCAUGUUGAGGUUAAUGCAGUUUAAAUUGUGUACAAAAAGAAAACAUUGGAGAUAAGUGCUAAUUUUACACAUUGUCAAAGUGCCAUCCUCUAUCUAAUAAAAGCACAUUCGUUUACUCUGUUUAUAACUGUCAAAAAAAAAAAAAAAAAAAAAAAAAGAUUAACUGCUUAAUAAGAUUUUACUAUCAUAGAUUUAUAAGCAAUGGUUGUAUUAUAUAAUAAUAAUAAAGUUUUAGACAUUUCA